GCACUGAAUAGGAGAGAGGGACAGAGAGGUUGUUCGUGUCGUUGCCUUCUUUUUCCUUUCCUUUUUUGUGGAAUUUCCCUUUCUGGCUAAGAAGGAGCGGAGGAAAAAAAGUGGGGAAAGUGCAUCUUUUGGGGAGUGGGCAACCAUGACCGAAGAAAGCAAAGGGGAAGGGAAAGGAGAAAGUGGGAAAGACUUGGAGAAGCAUCUUCGCCUCCGAGUGUGCGUUUUGAAUGAGCUGCUGAAGACGGAGCGGGACUAUGUGGGCACCUUGGAGUUUUUGGUCUCGGCAUUUCUUCAAAGAAUAAUGCAAUGUGCUGCUUCUAAAAUUGACAAAAAUAUUACAGAGGAAACAGUUAAGACAUUGUUCUCAAAUAUUGAAGAUAUUCUUGAGGUGCACAAGGAUUUUCUAUCUCGUAUUGAAAAAUGUUUACAUCCUGAACCAAAUGCCCAACAUGAAGUUGGAACCUGCUUUCUUCACUUUAAAGACAGAUUUCGUAUCUAUGAUGAAUAUUGCAGUAAUCAUGAGAAGGCACAAAAACUUUUGCUUGAACUCAACAAAAUAAGAACAGUACGGACUUUUCUACUGAACUGCAUGCUGCUAGGAGGACGCAAGAAUACUGAUGUACCACUAGAAGGUUACUUAGUGACACCAAUUCAGAGAAUAUGCAAGUAUCCACUUCUUUUGAAGGAGUUGCUAAAGCGAACUCCCAAAAAGCACAGUGACUACUCUCUGCUAAUGGAAGCUCUCCAAACUAUGAAAGCUGUCUGCUCCAACAUUAAUGAGGCCAAGAGACAGAUGGAAAAAUUAGAGGUUUUAGAAGAAUGGCAGUCUCACAUUGAGGGAUGGGAGGGAUCUAACAUUACAGACACGUGCACAGAAAUGCUUAUGUGUGGAGUUUUGCUGAAAAUCUCUGCAGGCAAUAUACAGGAACGAGUGUUUUUUCUCUUUGACAACCUUUUGGUCUAUUGUAAGAGGAAGCACAGACGACUGAAAAACAGCAAAACCUCCUCUGAAGGUCAUCGGUACCUUUUCCGGGGCAGAAUAAACACUGAAGUGAUGGAAGUAGAGAAUGUAGAUGAUGGAACAGCUGACUAUCACAGCAGUGGCCACAUUGUUCUCAAUGGAUGGAAGAUACAUAACACAGCAAAAAAUAAAUGGUUUGUCUGCAUGGCAAAAACCCCUGAAGAAAAACAUGAAUGGCUGGAAGCGAUUCUAAAAGAACGUGAAAGAAGAAAAGGGUUGAAACUAGGUAUGGAACAAGAUACCUGGGUGAUGAUCUCAGAACAAGGAGAGAAACUUUAUAAAAUGAUGUGUAGACAAGGGAACUUGAUCAAAGACCGAAAGAGAAAAUUAACAACUUUUCCAAAAUGCUUUCUCGGAAGUGAGUUUGUGUCCUGGUUGCUAGAAACUGGAGAGAUUCACAGACCUGAAGAAGGUGUUCAUCUUGGUCAGGCUCUGCUGGAGAAUGGCAUUAUCCAUCAUGUUACUGACAAGCAUCAGUUUAAACCUGAACACAUGCUCUACAGAUUUCGUUAUGAUGAUGGCACAUACUACCCAAGAAGUGAAAUGCAGGAUGUAAUUUCCAAGGGUGUAAGAUUAUAUUGUCGUCUACACAGUCUAUUUACUCCUGUGGUAAGGGAUAAAGAUUACCAUCUACGAACCUACAAAUCUGUUGUUAUGGCUAAUAAAUUGAUAGACUGGCUAAUUGCACAGGGAGACUGCAGGACGAGAGAAGAAGCAAUGAUCUUUGGCAUAGCACUUUGUGACAAUGGAUUUAUGCACCAUGUGCUUGAAAAAAGUGAAUUCAAAGAUGAACCACUUGUCUUUCGCUUCUUUGCGGAUGAAGAAAUGGAAGGCUCAAACAUGAAGCACAGGCUCAUGAAACAUGAUUUAAAAGUAGUGGAAAAUGUAAUUGCAAAAUCACUCCUGAUUAAAUCAACUGAAGAAAGCUAUGGUUUUGGUUUGGAAGACAAAAACAAAGUGCCAAUAAUUAAAAUAGUGGAAAAGGGAUCAAAUGCUGAGAUGGCAGGUCUGGAGAUUGGGAAAAAAAUCUUUGCCAUAAAUGGUGACCUUGUUUUUCUGAGACCCUUCAGUGAAGUGGAUAGCUUUCUGAAAGCAUGUUUAAGCAUCAGAAAGCCCCUCCGGGUACUUGUGAGCACAAAACCCAGGGAGACAGUGAAGAUACCCGAUUCUGUGGAUGGUCUUGGAUUCCAGAUACGAGGCUUUGGCCCUUCAGUUGUCCAUGCUGUUGGAAGAGGAACAGUUGCUGCUUCUGCCGGCCUUCACCCGGGACAAUGCAUCAUCAAAGUGAAUGGAAUUAAUGUCAGCAAAGAAACACAUGCAAGUGUCAUUGCCCAUGUCACAGCUUGCAGGAAACACAGACGCCCAAUGCAUCAAGAUUCUAUUCAGUGGGUAUAUAACAGCAUUGAGAGCGCUCAGGAAGAUCUGCAGAAAACAAAUUCCAAGCCUUUGGGAGAUGAUGGAGGAUACGCAUUUGACUGCAAAGUAGAAGAUAAGAUGGAAACAAAAGAAGUUGACUUGAAACAUCUAUUUCUAGAAGUAAUUGACAAAUUUAAUACCAUGGCAAUAAUUGAUGGACGGAAGGACCAUGUCAGUUUAACUGUUGAUAAUGUUCAUCUGGAAUAUGGUGUCGUUUAUGAAUAUGACAGUACAGCUGGAAUAAAAUGUCAUGUUUUGGAGAAGAUGAUUGAACCAAAGGGCUUUUUCAGCUUGACUGCAAAGAUUCUGGAAGCACUUGCAAAAAGUGAUGAGGAAUUUGUGCAAAACUGUAACAGCCUAAAUAGUCUGAAUGAAGUAAUACCUCCUGACUUGCAAAGUAAAUUCAGCACCAUUUGCAAUGAGAAAAUGGAACACAUUUGCAGAAGGAUUACUAGUUACAAAAAGUUUUCACGGGUUUUAAAAAAUCGAGCUUGGCCUACCUUCAAGCAAGCCAAGUCAAAGAUUUCUCCACUACACAGCAGUGAUUUCUGUCCAACAAAUUGCCACAUCAAUGUGAUGGAAGUCUCAUAUCCUAAGACUUCAACAUCAGUUGGCAGUGCCUUUGGUGUCCAGUUGGAUAGCAGAAAACAUCUAUCACAUGAAAAAGAGAACAAAUAUACUGACCAAGGUAAACUGAAUCCCAUGGUCUAUGUACAACAUACAAUCACUACCAUGGCAGCUCCUUCAGGACACUCCUUAAGUCAACAGGAUGGCCAUGGUUUGAGAUAUCUGUUAAAUGAAGAGGAUCUGGAAACACAAGAUGUCUAUCAGAAAUUGUUGUGCAAGUUGCAGGCUGCACUAAAAGAGGUGGAAAACUGUGUUUCACAAAUAGAUGACCUUCUCUCUUCAAUAACAUAUUCACCAAGAUCAGAGCAUAAAACCCACGAACCAUUAACAUCACCAGACAGUGAUAACGAAAAAGGAGAACGCAAUGGGAAAAAGGUCUGUUUCAGCGUAACUGGUGAUGAGCAAGAAGAUUCUGGUCACGAUACUAUUAGCAACAGGGAUUCAUAUAGUGACUGCAACAGCAACAGGAAUUCUAUUGCUUCUUUUACCAGCAUUUGCAGUAGUCAGUGCAGUUCUUACUUCCACAGUGAUGAAAUGGAUUCUGGUGAUGAACUUCCUCUGAGUAUACGCAUUUCUCAUGACAAGCAGGACAAAUUACAUGGCUGUUUGGAGCAUCUUUUUGGUCAGGUAGAUUCAAUUAUUACUCUACUGAAAGGACCGGCAGUAGCAAGAGCUUUUGAGCAGACCAAGUUCUUCACACCAGGUCGAAGUUUGCAAGAAUUUCAGCAGGAAAUUGAACUUAAACUCAGCUGUCCAAAGCGACUGAGACUUCAUAUCAAGCAAGACCCUUGGAAUCUUCCUAGUAGUGUUCAGAAUCUUUCCCAAAACAUCAGAAAGUUUGUUGAAGAGGUGAAAGCGAGGAUCCUUUUGGCACUUCUUGAAUAUACAGAUAGUGAGAUACAGCUCAGGAGAGACAUGGUUUUCUGCCAGAGUUUAGUGGCCACGGUUUGUGCUUUUUCAGAGCAACUAAUGGCUGCCUUAAAUCAGAUGUUCGACAAUACCAAGGACUGUGAAAUGGACACACAGGAGGCCAGCAGAAGAUGGCUAGAACAGAUAUCCACUGCAGGUGUCCUCCUUUACUUCCAGUCAUUGUUGUCACCAAACCUGACUGAUGAACAAGCCAUGCUAGAAGACACAUUGGUAGCAUUGUUUGACCUGGAGAAAGUUACAUUUUAUUUUAAGCAAUCUGAACAGGAGCCUCUAGUUGCAAAUACACCAAUUACAUAUCAAGCAGAAGGAAGUCGUCAAGCCUUGAAAGUUUACUUUUAUCUCGAUAGUUAUAAUUUUGAACAGCUUCCUCAAAGACUACAAGACGGUGGAGGUUUUAAAAUUUACCCAGUCCUGUUUGCACAAGCACUGGAGAGCAUGGAAGGCUAUUAUUAUAGAGACAAUGUAUCUGUAGAAGAAUUUCAAGCCCAGAUUAAUGCAGCUUCAUUGGAAAAAGUAAAACAGUACAACCAGAAACUCAGGGCAUUCUACUUGGACAAGUCAAAUCUUCCACCAAAUUCGACAUCAAAAGCUGCAUAUAUAGAUAAGCUGAUGCGUCCCAUCAAUUCUCUGGAUGAACUUUAUCGGCUGAUGGUAUCUUUCAUAAGAUCUAAGCGCACAGCAACCUGUGCUUACACGGCCUGUGGUGCAUCUGGAGUUGGGCUACUGUCGGUUUCUUCAGAACUCUGUAGCAGACUUGGAGCUUGCCAUAUCAUCAUGUGCAAUAGUGGAGUACACCGUUGUACUCUGAGUGUUACUCUGGAGCAGGCUAUAAUUCUUGCUCGGAGUCAUGGUCUACCUCCUCGUUACAUUCUGCAAGCUACAGAUGUGAUGCGCAAACAGGGAGCAAGAGUGCAGAACACAGCCAAGAAUUUAGGCGUUAGGGACCGAACGCCACCAUCUGCUCCGAGGUUGUACAAGCUGUGCCAACCACCACCUCCUGUUGGAGAGGAGUAAAGACCUCCAUCUGAGGAAUAAUCAAAAUGCCAGUUUCCAUGACACUGAAAAACGUGAACACAACAGUCUCUGACAGAAUGUGCUUUGAGUACUGAUCAGCUGUAUCGCUUAGCACUGGAUACAGCAAUCUUUUCAAAUUCAACUGUGCUACUGACAAACAAAUACUUUUGAGAGAGAAAGAAUAUCUGGAUGUAAGAUGUAUGCUCUGUGAUUUUAAACCCAGGGCACUUUCACUAGAAUGAGCUGUGUUUUAAAUGACUACUUCAGAAACGCCAGUGAUAGUAAAAAAAAAAAAAAAAAGAACAGAAAGAUGAAGUGCAGACAGGGAAAAACACUGUUCGAUAGUUUCAAAAACCGAUGCCUUCAUUUAGAGAGCCAUAAAGCAAUAAACAAUUUUAAGUUUUUAUUGUAGAGUGUAUUCAUUGCAUGUAUAAUACUCUCAUUCCCUAAUCAUAUUCUCGUAUUUUAAAUUCUAAAUUCGAGCUGUACUUGAAAUUAUAAUGUUUGUGAAGGAGCAGUUAAGGCACUCAAAUGGGAGCCAAAUUAUUCAUAAUAUAUGGGUAACAGUCUAAGAAGUUUAGUGAGUGCUUUGCAUGACUUGGCAGUAGUGACAUCCGGCACAAAGAGAUGAAGGAUUAGAAGUGACAGACUGAUUCCGCUGAGUCAAAAUUCCAUUCAUUGUUCAUAAGACAUUGUUUGGUAACCCACAAAUGACAGUGGAUUUUUCAGCACCAGAGCAUGCUGAUUGAGUUUGUAGAAAAUUCUGCUAAAACCAUACAUUCUUAGACAUUUUUGUAUUUCAGAGUUCUGGUGUACAUUUAUGCUUGAAUAUAUUUUAAGCAAGGAAAGUACUGCCAAUGCCUAUGUGUUACAGUUUAAAAUCUGUAUCUUUUGCUAAACUAUCUAGAGAAUUGUGUUAUGUCAAAUCCUUACAAUUAAAGCAGAGAUAUAUCUCCACCCACCAAUGUUUUUUGACAGUCUACACAAUUUUACUUUAGAAAAUGAAACUGGAUUAAUGUUGCAAAAGAAUCCUGGACCAUCGCAACAUAAGAAAACAGCAUUACUAAUGCACAAAACACCCAUCUAGCAAUGUUCAAAAAUCAACUGUUUGUCAGAUAAUGGAAUUAAUACAAAACAUAUGAACUGACCAACAAAA
Messenger RNA from Anolis sagrei ordinatus, 6167 nucleotides. RefSeq names its product phosphatidylinositol-3,4,5-trisphosphate dependent Rac exchange factor 2 (gene PREX2). NCBI's taxonomy places the organism in Eukaryota, Metazoa, Chordata, Lepidosauria, Squamata, Anolidae. Gene Ontology annotation, biological process: regulation of signaling; positive regulation of GTPase activity; intracellular signal transduction. The record is from RefSeq and is a predicted model, not a curated record. Gene Ontology annotation, molecular function: guanyl-nucleotide exchange factor activity; protein binding; GTPase activator activity. Gene Ontology annotation, cellular component: plasma membrane.